Truncatella angustata is the source of this 1611-nucleotide messenger RNA. RefSeq lists its product as uncharacterized. The record is from RefSeq and is a predicted model, not a curated record. Gene Ontology annotation, molecular function: zinc ion binding; DNA-binding transcription factor activity, RNA polymerase II-specific. Lineage: Eukaryota; Fungi; Ascomycota; Sordariomycetes; Amphisphaeriales; Sporocadaceae. The coding region runs from base 299 to 1516 and encodes 405 amino acids. The transcript has 3 exons. Gene Ontology annotation, cellular component: nucleus.
CCAGUCGUAUGACAGCAGUGCUCAGCUGGUGGGGCGCCGGCGGAGUACGGAGUCCUUGUUAGCAGAGCAUGCGGGGUCUGGAGUCAAACCCGGGCGUAUGUGUAUCAAGUCCAGGCGUUAGUGCUGCUUACGAAUCGAAUCCUAUGAGCUCGAACUUCAGCUGAAUGCCUGAAACCUCUCCCCUUAGCCAAGUGAUUGUUACACCACUUGCAAUUGCGCAGCUCGCGAUACCCUCAUGUAAACCUCCAAAUACCAGCGAAUAUUCCGCCCUAACCCCAUUCGCGAAUACAAGCCGAGAAUGUCGCCCCCGGAGCAAAGUGGAGGGGCACCGAAGCAUCGUGCUUGCGAUGAAUGCCGCGCCCGGAAGCUGGCCUGCUCAAAGGAGCCAGAUGGAUGCGCUCGCUGCAAACGUGAGAGCCAAGUAUGUCACUACUCUGCUCAGAAACCCAUGGGCCGUCCACGUAAACGGCCCCGGGACGAAGCCGACAAUACGAAGACGGCCGAGUCAGCGACCAAAACGCCGAUGCUCAACCUCCCGCCUGACACCGAGGAUCCAGGUCUCGCCUUCCUGAAUUUUCUCACUCAAGGAGAAAUCAACCUGGACCCGACUAUACCUACGGAUAUACUAAGCGCACACGAACAAGACAAGGCAGAUUGGGCGUUUGGGUAUACAGGGAACGACUUCGCACAGCUGAACUUUGACGCGAAUAUCGAGCAUGUACCUUCGUUCUCCGCAUCAAACAUCGACCCAGCAUUAUUCACAGCUGCGACCACACCUGCGGAAGGCCCGGCGCCAGCUUUAUCAUCCGCAAACUGUAAUUGUAUAGCGGGCUUGUAUCUAUCGCUUGACUCGAUGCAGAAACUGUCAAACGAUAUCACAGACGCUGUUAGGCAGGCCCGUCUCGCGGCAAAGACUGCUUAUCAAGUAGUCAAUUGCGGGUCAUGUUCGAUGCCUCUGGCUGUCGAUCAACUAAGACCGGACCAAUUGAAUCCACAGGCGAUGCACAAUUUCCAGCUUCUAAUGCUUCUAUCAACCCUGAUACCCAGUAUCGCACAUGCUUACGAGCGUAUACUUCACUUGGUCAACCAGGAAACUGCAAAGGCACAAGCCGAACGCCGUGAAAUCCCCUUUACUCUCGAGAACUAUGGCGGAAUGUGGGGAGGUCUUGUGAGUGAGUGCGGUGGGACUGCUGGUCUUGAACACAGAAUGAUGGAGCCUGCAAUGUGGCGGCUGACCGUGCGAGCACUUCUGCGUGUUGACGUGUAUGGGAUCAGUAAUUGCGAAAUAGCGGGCGACACCGGACCUGAUCCGUUCCACCUGGGACUCAGGGAUAUUGUGAACCAGAUGGAGAACCGAUCGAAAGCCAGACACGCCGUGAUCGAUCCUUUGAUCUUGGCGGGAACUUAUGAGGACCCUCGCUGUGCCCUCAAACUCCAUAAGACUGGUGAAACGCCGACGUGCAUGAAAAUAAUCGAGAUUGCGAAGAAGUCUAUUGACAACCUGAUUAUUGCGUGAAGGACUGGCAUGUCGGGACACAUCGUUGAGGCCGCAAAAUCGCCGCCGUCGCUUCUACAUCAGACAUUUAUUUUCUCGAGCGUUGCUACGACCUC